AUGGCCAACACCAAGAAGACAAAAAAAGAUAAGGCGAAGGGUGGUCAACAUGCAGGGUUGAUGAUGGUGAAGAACAAGGUCAUGGCAGCGGCAGUACAAGCUCCCACGAAGCUCAACCUUAAACACGCACUACCACCGCUUCCCCUGCCUUUGUCAAAAAAAGCGAAACACACACCGAAAAAACCAGCACUUAGAUCAACAUGGAUUGAAGAUGCCACCCUACCAACCUUCAACGAUAACGAUGAAGCUGACUCGUUCGAGUCUCCUCCUGGUACUGUUCAUCAACGCUCACCCUCCAUCGUAUCGUGUACAAGCAGCUUUCUGUCUGGAUAUCAUAGCAGACCACCUACCAGCGAAAGUGGUGUGUCAACACGGGUGCCAUCAGAAACUGGUGACAUAACGGAAGAAGCUGGGGUUAUUAAUGAGGGUGGAGUGUUGUCAGACAAGGAUAGUGGACUGAUGGAGUAUUCAAGGCUGAAUGACCUUCCAACGAUCCAAGAAAGUAAUUCUACACUCAAAUCAAAGGUCAAAAGUAUGGCCAAAAUCAAUAUUAUGGUAACAGGUCCCAAUCUUCCUGUACACCGCACAAGGGUCACCAGUGGCUUUGAGACAAAAUUUGGCGUCAAGCACAACAAAAUCACUGUGAAGCAUCUGGACAACAAGUUGCAGGAGCUUUUUGCCAAAAUUUACACUCCGUAUAUCCGCCAUUGUGUUGGCAUCGGACUCACCAGACCAUGGGACAACCUCAGUGAGGCUGAUCUGAUCACGACCUGGAACAGUUUCUUGCUCAAAGCUGGAAACCCGGAACUUACAGAAUUCCAGAGGGAGGUGGUAUUAAAACUGACAAACGAUCGCCUUGGUGAAUGGCGUAAUUCUUUCACAACGGCAGCUAUCACCACUCUCGACACUAUCCUUUCCGCUGUACCGACCAAUUGGGAGCCUGAACUUUCUGACACUGAGCGCCGAUCUGCAUAUGCUCAAUGGCUUGGAGAAGGUGAAGACCAUGAGCGGAACUUCUAUUAUCGUGAGAUUUCACUGGACGAACAGGAUGAGGAUCAGCUGCUUAAGAAAGGCAUAUUUCAAUCACAGUUGAUGUCUGUGACCCUCGCCACACACCUGACCGCAAUCUCUUCCCUCCAGGACACGCCUUAUAUUGACUCCAAGUUACCGCCGAAGGGUGCUCUUGUUCUCUGUGUUCAAGCGUGCAAACGAGCCUUAGCCAUGUUUGACACUGGAGUAAAGGUGGUACCGACUGGGAUCGCGGGUCAUUUCUCAAGGGCCAACUGGAUGGAUCAAGAUCAAUACGUCGACGGAGGCCAGGUUAUUAAGGAUCAGAGUCAUACCUCACUUUUACAGAGUAUUGUCGGUGACAUCACCAUGAACCAGUGGAAGGCGAUACUCAAAGCUGGCAGCGCAGUGAUGAAACAAAAACCAACAGCUGGUAAAGCCGAGUCUACUAAUCAGCUUGUCAAAUCGCCUCCCCGCAAGAAGGUGGUUGACCACAAUACUUACAGUGACGACUCUGAAUGA
This is a messenger RNA of Marasmius oreades (fairy-ring Marasmius), 1530 nucleotides long. RefSeq lists its product as uncharacterized. The record is from RefSeq and is a predicted model, not a curated record. The transcript is spliced from 8 exons. Bases 1 to 1530 code for a protein of 509 amino acids. NCBI's taxonomy places the organism in Eukaryota, Fungi, Basidiomycota, Agaricomycetes, Agaricales, Marasmiaceae.